Messenger RNA from Capsaspora owczarzaki ATCC 30864, 912 nucleotides. RefSeq lists its product as hypothetical. The transcript has a single exon. Bases 1 to 912 code for a protein of 303 amino acids. NCBI's taxonomy places the organism in Eukaryota, Filasterea, Ministeriida, Capsasporidae. The record is from RefSeq and is a predicted model, not a curated record.
AUGCGACCUUCGUCUUGCUGCAUAAUCCCGCUGCUGCUGCUGCUGCAGCUCGUCUGCCUGACCGCGUUCAAUCUCGAGCUCAACCACCCACCAUUGCAGUGCCUUGCCAGUGCUGCUUCAGUAUCCGACGACGACAGCACCCAGCAGCUGCAACUCGAGCAAACGAUCGCAGAAUGGCAAGACAAAGUCACACGUCUCCGCGUCGACCUCGCGCGCGCCGAGAUUGAGCAAGAGCACUUGCGAUUCAAGGAAGCAUACCUAGCCAUGACCAAUGCCCAAGCCCCCAAGCCAGCGGCAUCCGAGCAGCAGUUCCCACCGCUCGUCCUGCUCCCGCCAGAGCUGCCCGGAGCACACCCGGCGCCCGCCGUCGACCUGCUCGUUCUGAUCGCAACAGGCGGUGGUCCUGAGGCGGCUGCCGUGCGCGCUCAAGUUCGUCGCGCGGCGUGGUACCGCGCGGCGAGCACCGCAUCCUCGCAGCUCAAGGUCCGAUUCGUCGUCCUCCCGAGCGAGCUGGACAGUUAUCUAUCCGUCGAACCAGACGUGAUGGUUUUGUCCACUGAUGAACAUGACAGGUAUGGUACCAAGGAGCAGAGUCUGACGCAAGGCGAACACGAGCUGGUUGAGAUUGACCCGGGAUCACAGUCCUCUCCGCAGCCGCGGCGCAUUCUCCGUCACCGAGCGUCGCACUUGCUCUUGCGAGCAUACAAGUGGGCGACCGUGCGGUACCACCCCGCCUACAUUUUAAAAGUGGAAGAUUACGCGGCAGCACGACUCGUUCUGGACGAUUUGCUCGUCCGGAUUGCUGGCUGGACCCUGCCUGCGCAACGCGUCGUCAUGUCGACACAAUUCCACCAAGGUGCGACGAUUGUCAUGGACGUUGACGGUCUCGGCCGGGACCGAGCCGUACUUUGA